GACUGACGAGAAUGAUAGGGUUAUGGGUGACGUUUAUGAUGACCCGGACGACGCCGACGUGACAGGAUACCACAUACGGCAUACGGCACAUACCGACAUACCAAUAUCACAAUUAUCACAUAACUGCGCGUAACCACACAGCACCGAUACCGGGUUGACGGCAUAAACAAGUAUAAACGAAAGGGCAUCGGUAUUUCGCAUUUGAUUUGACGGCCGACGAGUUCAUUUGCAUUCAUUUGUGUGAAUUGAGUUGUGAAAUACUUGCCAAGCAUCAUUUUCGUAUGUUUGUUGUAAGGACGACAAGUAUCAAAUAUUCGACAGUUGAUGUACUAUGAACCGACUGGAUGAUCCGCCGGGGCUCAUGAAAGGCAGAAAACCAUCUUUCAUUGGAAUGAACGGAGCUCCAGAGACAGAUGAUCAACAGCGAUUACGAUUUCAGGUUGAGUUAGAAUUUGUGCAAUGCCUCGCCAAUCCAAAUUAUUUGAAUUUUUUGGCACAGCGUGGCUACUUCAAAGACACAACAUUUAUUAAUUAUCUCAAGUACCUGUUAUACUGGAAAGAACCGGAAUAUGCAAAGUAUUUAAAGUACCCCAUGUGCUUGUACUUCCUGGAUUUAUUGCAGUACGAGCACUUUAGAAGAGAAGUUGUGAAUUCUCAAUGUACAAAGUUUAUUGACGAUCAGCAGAUUCUACUGUGGCAACAUUAUACAAGACGUCGAACAAGACUUCUGCAAACAGCUGCUGAGCAAACGCAACACACUAAUUCUCAGAACAAUGGCAUCGCUCAACCCAAGGUUCCCUGAAAUCGUACUUUCAUAUUUAUUCUAUAUGUCUGAAGAUGUUUUGGAGUUUACAUCUCGUAUGAUUUUUUCAAUAUGGUAGUUUUUUAUGGAAACCGAUUGAUUUAGGUUGUUGCUUGAGAGACUGUGAUAACUCACAAAUUUCCCCACAUUUUUAUCACAUUUCAUUAAAUCAUAUUUCUUUCUUGUAUAAAUACGAAUAAA
Molecule: messenger RNA, 1003 nt
Organism: Temnothorax curvispinosus
Lineage: Eukaryota; Metazoa; Arthropoda; Insecta; Hymenoptera; Formicidae
Gene: MED31
Product: mediator of RNA polymerase II transcription subunit 31
Exons: 3
Coding region: 332-802 (156 amino acids)
Biological process (GO): regulation of transcription by RNA polymerase II
Cellular component (GO): mediator complex; core mediator complex
Molecular function (GO): transcription coregulator activity
Source: RefSeq, a predicted model, not a curated record